Messenger RNA from Phyllostomus hastatus (greater spear-nosed bat), 1930 nucleotides. Its product is annotated as guanylate-binding protein 7-like. The record is from RefSeq and is a predicted model, not a curated record. Gene Ontology annotation, biological process: defense response to protozoan; defense response to Gram-positive bacterium. NCBI's taxonomy places the organism in Eukaryota, Metazoa, Chordata, Mammalia, Chiroptera, Phyllostomidae. Gene Ontology annotation, molecular function: GTP binding; GTPase activity.
AGACACUGGAGGAGCACGCGCAGAAAGAGCGAGGAUAGCUGAGAACGUGUCCCCUGACUGCAGGUCCCAAGAAGCUUACCAUGGCAUCUGGAUCCAUGACAAUGAACCCCAUCUGCCUGGUAGAAAACCAAAAAAAUCAACUGAGAAUAAAUCCAAAAGCACUGGAGAUUCUUGACAAGAUCUCUCAGCCUGUGGUGGUGGUGGCCAUCGCAGGGCCGCACUGGACAGGAAAAUCCUACCUAAUGAACUGCCUGGCAGGGACAAGCCCCGGGUUCAUGAUGAAGUCUGAAACUAAGGGCAUCUGGAUGUGGUGUGUACCCCACUCCUCAAAGCCGAACCACACUCUGGUACUUCUGGACACAGAGGGCUUGGGCAAUGUGGAAAAGGGUGACCCUAAGAAUGACUCGUGGAUCUUUGCCCUAGCCGUGCUUCUGAGCAGCGUGUUCGUCUACAACAGCAUGGGCGCCAUCAACCAGCAGGCCCUGGAGCAGCUGCAUUACAUGACUGAACUGGCACAGCAAAUUAGGACAAAAUCCUCUCCCAGCCCUGGUGAGGAAGAUGACUCAGCUGAGUUCAUGAGUUUCUUUCCCGAUCUUGUUUGGGCUGUGCGUGAUUUCACGCUGGAGCUAGAGAUGGACGGACACCCCAUGACUGCAGAUGAGUACCUGCAGAAUGCCUUGAAGCUGAUUCCAGGUGAGGAUCCCCAAAUCCAGGAAUCCAACUUGCUUAGAGAGUUUAUCAGGAAGUUCUUUCCAAGGACGAAUUGCCUUGUCCUUGACCAGCCUACAAAUGACAAAAGAUUAUUACAGCAUAUGGAAGAUGUGUCAGAAAACCAACUAGAUUUGAAUUUCCAGGAGCAAUCUAAAAAUUUCUGUCAACAUAUCUUCACACAUGCAAAAACUAAGACGAUAAGAGAGGAAAUAAUUAUCACUGGAAAUGGACUUGGGACAAUGGCAAAGGCCUACAUGGACACCAUCAGUAGUGGAGCAGUGCCUUGUUUGGAGAAUGCGGUGGCAACUCUGGCCCAAAUCGAGAUCUCAGCAGCCGUGCAGAAGGCAGUUGACCACUACAGUGAGCAGAUGGCCCAGCAAAUAAGGUUACCCACAGACACACUCCAGGAGCUACUGGAUCUGCAUGUGACCUGUGAGAGGGAAGCCAUUAAGGUUUUUAUGGAGAACUCCUUCAGGGAUGAUAACCAGGUGUUCCAGAAGAAGCUUAUGGAAACCAUAGAGAUGAGGAAGGAAGAUUUCUUGCUGCAAAAUGAAGAGGAAUCUGGCAAACAUUGCCAGUUUCAGCUUAAGCAGCUUUCAGAGCCCUUAAUGGAAAAUAUUUUAAGAGGAACAUUCUCUGUGCCUGGAGGAUACAAUCUCUACUUAGAAGCAAUGGACAACAUUGAACAAUCCUAUAAUCUGGUACCCAGGAAAGGAAUUAAGGCAAAUGAGGUCCUCCAGAGCUUCUUGCAGGCACAGGCUGCAACAAAGGAAUCCAUCCUGCAAGGAGACAAAGCCCUCGCCACUGGGGAGAGGGAUCUAGCAGCUGAGCAUGCCAAAAACUGGGAAGCUGAGAAGGAACAAGAGCUGAUAAGGCAAAAACAGAAGGAACAGGAGGAAAAAUCAGAGGCUCAAGAGAAAAGCUUCCAGGAAAAAUUAAUCCAACUGAAAGAGAAGAUGAAGAGGGAAAGCAAGAACCGACUGAAGGUGCUGGAAAGAACACUGGAGCACAAGCUGAAGAUUCAAGAAGAACUACAAAUUGAGGGAUCUGAGAAGAUAGGGAAAGAGAUAAACCAAUUAAAGCAAGAGAUUCAAGAAACUGAAAACUUUUGGCCCUCCAUAUUUGUAGAGCUCUUUUGUAUGGCAGCCGGAGUACUGCUGGGGCCCUCCAUGUUCCAAUGAAGAAAGAAGGCAGAAAAUUUUUUUCAGAUUAGUUGAGA